Molecule: messenger RNA, 2070 nt
Organism: Closterium sp. Yama58-4
Lineage: Eukaryota; Viridiplantae; Streptophyta; Zygnematophyceae; Desmidiales; Closteriaceae
Source: the annotation of a GenBank genome assembly
AUGUGUGUGGCUGAUGGGGGGGUUGCUGGUACCGAUGCUGCUGGCACGGAUUCUGCUGGUACGGGUGGUGCUGGAUUGGAUGAACAUGAAGGGGUGCUGCAGAAGCAGAGAAACGGUGCAGUACUUAACACGCCGGCAGCAGCAGCAUUACCAUCAUUAUCAGCAGCAGCAGCAGCAGCAGCAGCAGCAGCUGCAGCAUCUGCAAUAGCAUCAGCUGGAGUCGGAUAUGGAGGAGUGGGGUAUGGUGCAGCAGGAACAGUGCCUGGUGGGGGAUUGGGAACGGGGGAGCAGCAGCAGCAGCAGCAGCAGCCAAGUUACAUACCAGACGGGGCCAAGUCAGUGAAGUGCAGGAAGAAGAUCGUGCUCUCUCUUGCUGUUUCCAACGGUCAUACGCUAGGCACGGAGGCCAUAGAGGCAGUUCUAACGCGCGUGAGUGACAGCACAGGUGCUGCUGCUGGAAGAGCCGCAGAUAGCAGCAAGGGAAAUAAUGGCGCCAAGGGAGGGAACGGUGGAGGAAGGGGAGACGACAGCAGCGCGGAAGGAAUCAGCAGUGAGGGAGGAAACAACAGCGAGGGAGGGAACAGCGGAGGCGGGAAUGGCACAGUGGCAGGAGGGGGAGGAGCAGGAGGAGGGGGAGGGAAGGGAGAAGGAGUGGAGAGGCGGUUAGCAGACCCUGUGAAGAUCACGGUGGUGAAGACGCCUGUCUAUGCCGUGUACCCACUCACCUUCCUGCAGUCCUUCAAUGGCCGGCCGUACGAGGUGGUGGUGACUACAAUGGGGUGCAGGGACGGUGCCUAUGACAGCGACCCCACGUGCGGCUGGUUCCUCUAUCCCGAUGGCACAAGAGUGCCCAACAGUCAGGGAUUCUGCUGCAGUUGCAGUGGUGGUGACACGUGGAAGGACUCCAUUGGUCUGGACAAUCCGCAGCAGUUCAGGGCUGACCUGGACUGCAGCCUGUGGCGGCAGAAGCUGUUCUUUGGAGGAGUGCCCUCCAGCUCUCACUGCCUUCGAUUCAACGACACCUGGUACCCCACGUACCGCAUAGGCGUGGCAUCUCUGGUGUUUCAGAUCCAGAUCACCAUCAGCAAGCUUCUCUCGGACAUGCACGAGCAGGAAACGCUCAUCCUUUCGCCCAUGGCUCCAGUCGCAGUGAACCCCUCUCAAUCGCUCUCAGCCACUCUGGUGGGCGACUUCCUGACCUACACGCAGCUGCCCAACCUGAGUGACCGCCUUCUGUCCGUGCCCCUGCAACCUGGUUCUCCUACGUUUGGUCGAUUCACCUCCGACACGUCAGGCUGGCUGCUAGUGGACAAGGAACGCUACUCGCUGGAUGGCAGCGAGUGCAACAAGGUCGGCACCAGCUUCAGUGCCUUCCGCUUCGAGCCCGACCGCUGCCAGCGCUCCGUGGGCUCCUGCCUCUCCAACCAGCUGCUGGAUUUCGCCCAGGAGGACGCCCAGCGAGUGGCACAGGGCCUAGACCCCAUCCACGCGCUGUCGUCGCUGGGACCCAUCACCACCCUGGAAAGUCCCAACGGCUCUCUCAGCAUCGCCCUGGUGGUGACUCAACGACUCAACUCGCUCAUCACCCUCGAGAUUGCUGCUGAUGACGUCACCUUCAUCAAGAACAGGAGCCCCGGUCGCAUAGUGUCAGUGUUGGCGCCGCUGUUUGAAGCCAUGUCCAGUGAGGGCAGAGUGGACAUUCGGAUUGCCAACAAUGGCUCCCUUGACGCGGACUUCACUCUUACGAUUCAGAAUUGCUCCUCUGGAGUUCUCCCUAUACCAGCACAGGAGCGCAGCAUUGCAGCGGGCGCAACAACCAGCUUCACGUUUCUGCUGCAGCUUCAGGACUCCCUCGCCUCCCAGCGAUCCUGCCUUGUGGUCCUAUAUGACGCCAUCUCAUCAGUCGCUGACGUGGCGCCCCUCGCGUUCACCACCAAUGCCACGGUGGACAACCUUUCGCCUGCCCUUCAUUCUUCAACAUGGCCUGCUUUGUCACUCACGCCUGCUGGGGUCGCUUCGCAGGAGCCAUUGCAGUCAUUCUCAUCAUCCUCGCAGCUCUUAUCACCUUAG